AUGGGAAAGCAUAACAGCAAGCUGACUCCCGAGGUGAUGGAGGAUCUGGUGAAGAGCACAGAGUUUAACGAGCAUGAGCUGAAGCAGUGGUACAAAGGCUUCCUGAAAGACUGCCCAACUGGCCGGCUGAACCUGGACGAGUUCCAGCAGCUCUAUGUCAAGUUCUUUCCGUAUGGCGACGCAUCCAAAUUUGCACAGCACGCCUUCAGAACCUUUGACAAAAACGGAGACGGGACCAUUGAUUUCCGAGAGUUCAUCUGCGCCCUGUCCAUCACAUCUCGCGGCAGCUUCGAGCAGAAACUCAACUGGGCCUUCAACAUGUAUGACCUGGACGGUGACGGCAAAAUCACCAGAGUGGAGAUGCUGGAGAUAAUCGAGGCUAUCUACAAGAUGGUGGGCACUGUGAUCAUGAUGAAGAUGAACGAGGACGGUUUGACACCAGAGCAGAGGGUGGACAAGAUCUUCAGCAAAAUGGAUAAGAACAACGACGACCAGAUCUCGUUGGAAGAGUUCAAAGAGGCGGCGAAGAGCGACCCGUCCAUCGUGCUCCUGUUGCAGUGUGACAUGCAGAAGUGA
Messenger RNA from Scomber japonicus (chub mackerel), 576 nucleotides. It is a transcript of the gene vsnl1b, whose product is annotated as visinin-like 1b. The transcript has 3 exons. The coding region runs from base 1 to 576 and encodes 191 amino acids. NCBI's taxonomy places the organism in Eukaryota, Metazoa, Chordata, Actinopteri, Scombriformes, Scombridae. The record is from RefSeq and is a predicted model, not a curated record. Gene Ontology annotation, molecular function: calcium ion binding.